Messenger RNA from Danio aesculapii, 2364 nucleotides. It is a transcript of the gene olfm3a, whose product is annotated as olfactomedin 3a. The transcript has 6 exons. NCBI's taxonomy places the organism in Eukaryota, Metazoa, Chordata, Actinopteri, Cypriniformes, Danionidae. Gene Ontology annotation, biological process: signal transduction. Bases 198 to 1571 code for a protein of 457 amino acids. The record is from RefSeq and is a predicted model, not a curated record.
CCUCAGUGUCUUCUCUCUCUUGCGCGCGGUCGUAACUUUGGACAGCGCGCGCUCAGUAUUGGCUGCACGCGGGAGCUCGCGCGGCGGAGCAGCUCGGUAAUGAAUGUGGAUCUAUCCGCCCUGUUCUGCUCGGGCAUCAUCUGCCACGCCGAGGACACGAUAUUAACGCCAGAAAAGUGCAAUAGAGCAGUGACAGCAUGAUCCUUCUGUUCGGCGCAUUAAAUCCCCUGCUUUUCCUCAUUGUCUUCGGACUGUAUCCAUCCAUGACGAUAGGUCCUAAGGAAGGAUGGCAGGUGUACAGUUCGGCACAGGAUGCAGACGGACGCUGUAUCUGCACUGUGGUCGCACCGGAACAAAACCUCUGCUCCAGGGAUGCCAAGAGCCGACAGCUCCGACAGCUGCUGGAGAAGGUGCAGAACAUGUCUCAGUCUAUUGAGGUCCUCAAUCUGCGCACACAGCGUGAUUUCCAGUAUGUCAUGAAAAUGGAAAAUCAAAUGAAAGGCUUACGGACCAAGUUCCGGCAAAUUGAAGAGGACAGAAAAACUAUAAUGGCCAGGAACUUUAAGGAGCUAAAAGAUCGUAUGGAUGAACUCCAGCCAUUGAUUCCUGUGCUGGAGCAGUACAAAACAGAUGCUAAGCUGAUCUCUCAGUUCAAAGAGGAAAUCAGGAAUCUGUCUGCGGUUCUGACGGGCAUCCAGGAAGAGCUGGGAGCUUAUGACUACGAGACGCUCUAUCAGAGAGUCCUCAGCCUAGACAGCCGUCUGCGAAACUGCAUGAGCAAACUCACUUGUGGUAAAUUAAUGAAAAUCACUGGCCCUGUAACUAUAAAGACAUCUGGAACAAGGUUUGGCGCUUGGAUGACCGACCCGUUUGCUUCUCCAAGAAACAACCGGGUUUGGUAUAUGGACACUUACACAAACAGCAAGGUGGUUCGAGAGUAUAAAAGCAUCGACGACUUUGUCGCCGGCCAGGAAUCGCGAACCUAUUACCUCCCCUUCAAAUGGGCCGGAACCAACCAUGUGGUCUACAAUGGCUCUCUGUACUACAACAAGGAGCAAAGCAACAUCAUUGUCAAAUACAGCUUUGAUACCGGACGGGUUCUCACCCAACGUGCCUUGGAGUACGCUGGAUUUCACAACGUCUACCCCUACACCUGGGGAGGCUUUUCGGACAUCGACCUCAUGGCAGAUGAGCUGGGAUUGUGGGCUGUAUAUGCCACCAAUCAGAAUGCAGGAAACAUCGUGAUUUCGCAGAUGGAGCCGCAGACGCUGGAGGUUCUCCAGACGUGGAACACAGAAUAUUCCAAAAGGAACGCAGGUGAGUCUUUUAUGAUCUGCGGCACGCUCUACAUCACCAACUCCCAUUUGACAGGAGCCAAGGUGUAUUAUUCCUACAAUACAAAGACCUCAGCGUACGAGUACAUGGACAUCCCGUUCCACAACCAGUACUUUCACAUCUCCAUGCUCGACUACAACGCUCGAGAACGAGCGCUUUACGCUUGGAACAACGGACAUCAGGUCAUUUUCAACGUCACGCUUUUUCAUGUCAUCAAAACCGAAGACGAUUCCUAAUGGACUUGUGAAUGAUUUGGCUUGUUCUUUUCUACUCAUUCAUGGUUCUUUUUCCACAGUUAAACAGACAUUCUUGCCUUUUUAUCACUGCGGUUUGAGUCUAAAUGAUGACACACGAAGACUUAAUUAUGAAAAGCCAUUAAAAACUGAGUUCUUUUAUUCAUCUGCUCAUAGCUGCUCUGAAAGUUAGGCCUUACUCGCAAUAUUUUCCAGACGGAUUGCUCUACUGCAUGAAUGUCUGAUUAUUUCGCCAUUUGUUAUUUGUGAUCUUUGUAUAUUAAGAAAUCCUGUUUUCUUAUAUAGUGACGUGCUUUUGGCGGCUUUAAUUUCUCCAGACUUCUCUGGUAAUCUCCUGUUGUGUCAAGUUUAGUUGUACAAACUGUAGAGCUCUGAAUAUGAACCUAUGUAAAUGAUUGUAACAUUCAUUGUCACUGUGAGAGGAAAGAUUUUAUAUUAAAUCUAGAAACAACAACAAUAAACCAACGUGAACAAAACCACAAAUCUACAUCCAUAAACGUAAACAACAGCACGGGAAGGAGCUGUGUGCGACACAGAGCAAUUUUGUCAGCAUCCAACCUGAAUUCACAGGGGUUAUAAUGAGGUCAUUUGCUGAUGAUUGUGACAAGCCCGACCGAGGCUGCGUUCACAUUCAUUUACGGCCAGCCCUCCUCACUUGAUGACUUUGAAUGCUGUCCUUUGGCAUUUUCAAUCAAGAUCAAGGGCACGGGAGCCGGGAGGGGAUGAUUCCAACUCCUCUUGGCAAUUUCCUCUCCCUUCAUGUCUCUGUCAAGCG